Cucurbita pepo subsp. pepo (vegetable marrow) is the source of this 1607-nucleotide messenger RNA. NCBI's taxonomy places the organism in Eukaryota, Viridiplantae, Streptophyta, Magnoliopsida, Cucurbitales, Cucurbitaceae. The record is from RefSeq and is a predicted model, not a curated record.
GGAGGAUAUGCACAAAGGGCACCUGCCUCUCGGAAUCCUAGUUAUUCACACAAGAAUAUCCAUUCACAUCAUCAAAAGCCAGGCUCCAAGCGCAACCCAAAUGGUCCUCCACAUGUUUCUGUUCCAUUACCUUAUCAUCAACCACCAAUGCCUCCACUUUUUCCGCCCAUAUUACAUCCUCCUCAUCUCGCUGUUCCUGGAUAUGCUUACCAGCCUCGACCUGUAGCUGGUGUUGAAGUACAUAUGGUUAAGCCUAGCAAUGAGACAUCAGUACAAGCUUUUGUUCCACCUGUUGAGCCUCCGCCCCGAGGUGAUCCAAGUGGUUAUGUUGUUGGUAUUCAUAAUAGAAGACCUAAUAUGCAAGAUCCUGGUGUUCAUUGGAACCAUGCUUGGUAUCAUCAGCGGGGAUUUAAUCCAAGAGACAACAUUUCCAUGCAACAUGGUGCUGGACCACGCCCUUUCAUGCGACCACAAUUUUUUUCUCCAGCUCCUGGCUUCAUGGUUGGUCCAAGUUUUCCUGGACAUGGACCUAUGUACUAUGUUCCGGUUCCACAUCCUGAUGCAAUUGGGAGACCGCCUCAUUUUAUUCCACACCCUCUUAAUCCAAGGGCUUCAAUGCUUCCCCCAGAUAUGCUAGCUCUUCGGGCCAACAUUGUAAAACAAAUUGAGUAUUAUUUUAGUUGCUCCAUAAUUGCCUUGCAGAAUAGUGGCAUCGAAAAGAGAUCUACAAGUGGAGGCAAAGAAUCAAAAUCAAUAUCUAAAGAGCUUGCUUCAACAAUAAAUGAUGGUCUUUACUUCUACGAGCAAGUACUGGAAAAAAAGCGAUCUAAUCGUAAAAAGAGCAAAUGCAACUCAGAGAAUAGGGAAGGAGCCUCAAGAUUAUCUAGCAAUGCUUCAGUACCAGCAAGGUCAAAACCUAGUGAAAAUUCUGCUGGAUACUGUGGUUUGGAUGAAAUCGGAAAUUCUAGUCCCAGGAAGAAACAAACUAAAACCUUCCCUAAACAACAAUCAUCACAUAAGCAGCGCUUUUUCUCCAGCAACUUUAGAAAUCAUGGAACCAGUCGGAACUCUCUUGGCAUUGUAGCAGAGAGUCCACCUAGCAAUUCUGUUGGUUUUUUCUUUGGUUCUACUCCUCCUGAAAGCACAAGCUCCAGGCCAUCGAAAUUGAGUGUUUCUCCUCAUGGAAAUUUCCUUGCAAAUAGUCCACCUGUGGGUUCCCUGCCCAAGUCUUUUCCGCCAUUUCAGCAUCCCAGUCAUCAACUUCUAGAAGAAAAUGGUUUUAAACAGCAGAAGUACCUUAAAUAUUACAAAAAGUGCUUGAAUGAUAGAAAGAAGUUGGGAAUUGGUUGCAGCGAGGAAAUGAAUACUCUUUAUCGGUUUUGGUCUUAUUUUCUAAGAGACAUGUUUGUCAUUACAAUGUACAAUGACUUCCGAAAAUAUGCACUGGAAGAUGCUGCGUCUAACUAUAAUUAUGGAAUAGAAUGCCUUUUCAGGUUCUAUAGCUAUGGUUUGGAAAAGGAAUUUAGGGAGAAUUUAUACGCGGACUUUGAACAGCUUACACUCGAGUUCUUCCAGAAAGGAAAUCUGUACGGCCUUGAGAAAUACUG